This is a messenger RNA of Quercus robur (English oak), 736 nucleotides long. RefSeq names its product 60S ribosomal protein L21-1. Bases 58 to 552 code for a protein of 164 amino acids. The transcript is spliced from 2 exons. Gene Ontology annotation, biological process: translation. Gene Ontology annotation, molecular function: structural constituent of ribosome. Gene Ontology annotation, cellular component: ribosome; cytosolic large ribosomal subunit. NCBI's taxonomy places the organism in Eukaryota, Viridiplantae, Streptophyta, Magnoliopsida, Fagales, Fagaceae. The record is from RefSeq and is a predicted model, not a curated record.
AUUAGGGUUCUAGUAGCCCCCUCUUCAUUUCAGAGAGAGAACACACAAAGAGAGAAAAUGCCGGCUGGUCAUGGUGUUCGUUCUCGGACGCGAGAUCUCUUUGCUAGGCCCUUCAGGAAGAAGGGUUACAUUGCCCUCACCACCUACCUGAGGACCUUCAAGGUCGGUGACUAUGUCGAUGUCAAGGUUAACGGCGCCAUUCACAAGGGUAUGCCGCAUAAGUUCUACCAUGGCCGCACCGGUCGUGUCUGGAAUGUCACCAAGCGCGCUAUUGGAGUCGAGAUCAACAAGCAGGUGGGUAACAGAAUAAUCAGGAAGAGGAUCCAUGUGCGUGUGGAGCAUGUCCAGCCCUCAAGGUGCACUGAGGAAUUCCGUCAAAGGAAGCUGAAGAAUGAUCAACUGAAGGCUGAGGCAAAGGCUAAAGGUGAGGUCAUUAGCACAAAGAGACAGCCCAAGGGCCCCAAACCAGGUUUCAUGGUGGAAGGUGCAACAUUGGAAACUGUGACACCCAUUCCGUAUGAUGUCGUCAAUGAUCUUAAGGGUGGUUAUUAGGUCAUUGCUACUGUUUUUUGGUCGGUUCUUUGUUAGUUUCUUAACUUUGAAAAACAGUAUUUUGAAUUUUUGCUUCAGCAGACUCUAGUUUAUUUUCAUUUGGUCUUAAAUACAUGGAUGGUUCUGUAUGCUUUAUUACAAUUUUGGUUGGAUGCUGGAAUCAUAUUUCAAACGGUUUUUGAAA